Messenger RNA from Aspergillus nidulans FGSC A4, 788 nucleotides. RefSeq lists its product as uncharacterized. The record is from RefSeq and is a predicted model, not a curated record. The coding region runs from base 1 to 600 and encodes 199 amino acids. The transcript has a single exon. NCBI's taxonomy places the organism in Eukaryota, Fungi, Ascomycota, Eurotiomycetes, Eurotiales, Aspergillaceae.
AUGGCUUCAGAAAUCCGUGCACUCUACCCGGAUACUCUUUUACGUCUGGCCAUCACGCUUCCCGGUGUGCUCCAUGUUGAGAAAUCACCGGCUCAGAUUGAUGUUCAUACCGCGCUGGAAAGUUUCAAGGUCAAUGCUUUAGGACAAAUGCUCCUUAUGAAGCAUUUAUCGCCAUUUCUACCAGGAAAAUCAUCUCCGCCGUUUGAAGACACCCAACAGUCGUCCAAGGUAAACAGGACGCUGCGAUAUCUGCCCCUACAUUCGACCUAUGCAAUGAUGGCAGCCCGAGUCGGGUCCAUCUCUGAUAACGCCUCCGGUGGAUGGUACUCGUACCGUGCUAGCAAGGCGGCAGUUUUUCAAUUAGCAAAAACAUUCGACCUUCAUCUGCAGUCUCGAAGCAAAGAGCGAGCUAUGGCGAUUGCGAUGCACCCAGGAACCGUUCAGACAGACUUCACCCGGAAUUACUGGAGUGGAAGAGCAAUGCUUCAGCCCGAAGAAUCAGCCGCAUCCCUUGUAGAAGUCCUAUGCACGUUGGGGAGUGACGCAAAUGAGGGUCGCGGUCGGUGCUGGGAUUGGAAAGGCCAGGAGGUCAUGCCAUAAACGAUUUUGGGACCAUAGGUAUUGAAAGGACCACUGGAAUACAGCCUCUGUUGCUACUUCUUCACCUCGAGGGCCAGGUUCUAACAGAGGUGUAGUGUGUAGUCAUACUAACCAGCACCCAGGCAGGUUGUGCUCGAGUAUAAAGGCCGCCAGCGUUAUGGCGAAUAAAUAUAGUGACACCUAUCCUG